AUGGGGUCCAUGCCUUCUCAACGUGUUUGCGGAAUAUUGGUAUUACUCAGCCUAGGUUUAGUGUCAUUCAUGCCACCCUGCGAUGGAGGAAACAUUCUCGUGUUUCCUAUGGACUGGAGUCCAUGGAUCAACAUAAAGAACCUGCUGGUAGAGCUCCAUGCUAGAGGACAUAACCUCACAGUGAUCAGAGCCUCUAACAGCUUACGAAUCGAGGAAAAGUCUUCCUUCUAUACAUCUAUAACCAUCCCAGUGAAUGAGAGAAAGGAGAUUCCUGUUGAUGAUUUCAUUAAGGAGAAUAUACAGGUGCAGAAAGGGGGGGCAUCUUUUCUCACUAUCUUGAAACUAAUAAAGAAUUUCUUUUCCAUUAUUUUUGAAACACAUGAAUCGUGGGCUGAGGUUCUUGCUAAUAUCCUAGAUGAUAAAAAUAUGGUUCAAAGAUUACUGGAUGCCAAAUAUGAUCUUGUUAUCACUGACCCAGCCAUUGCAAUGGGAACCAUAUUAGCCAAGUAUCUCAAACUGCCCACAGUGUUUACUGUUCGAUGGAGCACUUCUGGAGAUGGUCACUUUGUGAUGGCCCCCUCUCCUCUCUCUUAUAUCCCAGCCCCAGGAUCAGGAUUAACAGACAAAAUGACCUUCAUCCAGAGGGUCAAGAACUUUUUCUACCAUGGUGUUGUUGAAUACCAGCAGAGAGUUUUGCUGGGACCAUACUAUGAUUCCCUCUGUGAUAAAUACAUUGAAGGUGGAUGCAGCAUCAUCUCACUUCUCCAGGAAGCAGACAUUUGGCUGUUCAGAUCAGAUUUCGUGCUUGAUUUUCCUCGACCCACAAUGCCAAAUAUUGUCUAUGUAGGAGGGCUUCAGUGCGAACCAGCUCAGCCUCUGCCAGCAGACCUGGAGGACUUUGUUCAGAGUGCUGGUGAGCACGGAGUCAUCAUCAUGACUUUGGGAUCCAUGGUUGACGCUUUGCCUGAAGACCUUGCAGAUGAAAUCGCCAGUGUCUUUGCCAAGAUGCCCCAAAAGGUGAUCUGGAAGCACAAAGGAAAGAGACCCUCUACUCUGGGCAAUAACACCCUCGUAAUGGACUGGAUGCCCCAGAAGGACCUCCUGGGCCACCCUCAGACCAAAGCCUUUGUGGCUCAUGGAGGCACCCACGGAGUCUACGAAGCUAUUUACCACGGGGUCCCUGUGCUCGGCAUACCGCUGUUCUUUGACCAGUAUGACAACCUGCUACGUCUGCAGGAGAGAGGAGCUGGGAAGAUCCUGGAGCUAGCUUAUGCCAAUGAACAAAGCUUUGAGCAAAUGCUCAAGGAGGUGCUCUAUCAGGACAGCUACAGACAGAACAUUCAAAGGUUGUCCCGUCUGCACAGAGACCAGCCGCUGGCACCCAUGGAUCAGGCCAUAUUCUGGGUGGAGUACGUGAUACGCCAUAAAGGGGCUCCUCACCUUCGUACAGAGGCCUAUAAGAUGCCCUGGUACUCAUACUACUCUUUAGAUGUACUGCUACUAUUGAUGAUGGUAGCAACUGUGCUGCUGCUCUCCACUUUUGCAGUUUUAAGGUUUCUAUGCUGCAGACACAGAAGGAAGUCCAAGACUAAACAACACUGA
Molecule: messenger RNA, 1602 nt
Organism: Cheilinus undulatus (humphead wrasse)
Lineage: Eukaryota; Metazoa; Chordata; Actinopteri; Labriformes; Labridae
Product: UDP-glucuronosyltransferase 1-2-like
Exons: 4
Coding region: 1-1602 (533 amino acids)
Molecular function (GO): UDP-glycosyltransferase activity
Source: RefSeq, a predicted model, not a curated record